Molecule: messenger RNA, 3003 nt
Organism: Mesocestoides corti
Lineage: Eukaryota; Metazoa; Platyhelminthes; Cestoda; Cyclophyllidea; Mesocestoididae
Source: the annotation of a GenBank genome assembly
AUGUGCGAUCGCUACUCAGUUCCGUCGUUGGAGGACACGUGUGUCCGAUGGAUAUCCAAAAAUCUCCACUCUGUCAUUACGAAGUGUUCAGACUGUGUGGAACCAAAAUAUGUGUGGCGUUUUCCUUGGCCAGACUGUAGAAUCAUCGCUCGUCCUGCAGAAAAAAUCCUUCUCAAGUUAUGCAAACGUCAAAUUUUAAGGGAUGAGUAUCUUAACCUCUUCUCAUCGAAGUACGUCGACCUUAUAUCGCCGGUCCUGCGCGAUGUCCCCGUAACAUCGUCUGCUCUGCGUAUUCUUCGUGACUUUAAGCUAUACAACCUCACUGCAACUAACCUGAAACAAGUGAAUCUUAACGGCCUUAUUGGUUGCCUUGGGGAGGCUUCGGCAGAGAACCUGGUGUCGCUCAACGUCUCCAACGCAAAUAUCGAAGAAAACAAGUUACCCGUGAUUGUUUCGUUGGGUCGACUUAAGAAUCUCCAAGUUCUUAAUGUCAGCCGGACCAGAUUCACUUCGGAGUGUCUGCAGAACACUGUCAAGCUGCUCCCCCGUCUCCGUUACUUGAAUAUUUCUCGAACCAACAUCAACAAUAUCACUGCUUUGCUAGAUUUGCGUGAAACGCUUACCGGUCUGAUAAUGCACAGGCUAACAUUGGACAGCAAAUCACACGAAAAAGUGCUCCUUACAGUGCUCGAGCUGAAGGCGCUUCGUGUUCUGGACGUGUCGUCUGCGCCUGAUCAAGAUAAGCCCAGGCUGCCCGCGGUCGAUCGACUCUGCGCCCCUGGCGCCCUUCCUCACCUUACUCAUUUUGAUAUUUGCGGAAACCAGUUUAGUUUGAGGCUUAGUGACGUCAAAAGUUUCAUUGAAAACCACCCAAAGCUAGAGUUUAUUGGACUUGCAGCUUGGCCAACCAGGCAAAAUUACGAAUUUGAAGGUAUCUACCAACUCUCUCUGAAGUAUCCCCACAUUACGAUAUUGGGAGAUCGUGGUGAGAAGCCUCUACUGGCCUCUUUGACUCGCAACAAGGAUCGACGACUCUACCUCCAGAACGCCUUCCACAACAUCUUCGAGGAAACAAGCUCUCGCGAGUGGUUGAACCCCGAUCUGCUUGCUGCCGUGCUACGAGUGAUGCGUCUGCACAUGAACAGACCGGAGAUGAUUCUGGCGGGCACCGCAGUAGUCUACAACCUGACUCGAGGCGAGCAGUCGGCCCAGUUGCCUCUGGAACUGCUCAACCGCGCCGUGAGCAUCACCCUCAUGUCCAUCGAGCACCACCAAACUCAGGUCCAACUACUCAAAAACUGCUUUCUUACGCUCUGCAGUGACAACGUCCUCCAUCGUGCGUACCUUUUCCUUAUUCUUCUCGUCCACUAUCACUUCCACCACCACCGCCACCACCAUCUCUUAGACCACUUUCCACCUCCACCAUCACCACCACCUCUUUCACACUCCCACCAUCACUUCCAGUACCUUUUCCUUAUUCUUCUCGUCCACCACCGCCACCACCACCUCUUACACCACUUUCCACCUCCACCACUAGCAACACCACCACCUCUUCCACACUCCCACCAUCACUUCCAGUACCUUUUCCUUAUUCUUCUCGUCCACUAUCACUUCCACCGCCACCACCAGCUGUCGUUUGUCGCGUCGUGUGUGUUAACUCCCCUGCUAAUCCAAUUCAGUUGCAAGCGCUGCUUCGAGCUGGUCUUCAGGAGCCUCAUCAACUUCAACGACGUCCACAUGAAACGCAUGGGCGUCGCCAUCAUCUCAAUUCUAGCUGCUGAGAUCCCCACCGCCGACUUGCGUGAGCUCUCCUCCGACCGCAAACGCCUCCAGCAGCUGCUGAUGUACGUGGUGGAGAAGUGUCUAUUGCGCAGCGACGUGGACGCGCUGCUCGCCGAACCGCACAACCAGAUGCUCAACUACCUCAAGUACGCCCAAGUGCCCGAGACCGGCUCCCCCGUCUACGACACCACCCUCCGCUUCACGCUCUCCGCCCUGUGGAACCUCACCGACGAGUGUCCGGAGGCGUGCCAGGCGUUCGUCCACGUCGGCGGCCUCCUCAUCUACGCCAAGGUCCUGAAGGUGCGUCGUGUUCCACGAGUCGGCAGUGGCCUUCUCUGUCCACAAAUCAAAGUGGCAGAUGAAGAGGAGGACUUCAAGAACCACGUGUACACCAAGUGUUUGGGGUUGCUAAACAACGUGGCCGAAGUGCGGUGCACCAAGAACACCCUCCUAAUGGAGCCACUGAUGGACUUCUUCAACAAAAUGCUGAGCCAUCCAAGCAUCCAAAUCAGCUACUUCGCCGCGGGCAUUGUGUCGCACCUGGCGUGCCUCUCCGACGACACGUGGUUCUCCGCGCUGCAGUUCAACAAGUCCGACUACAUCCGCGUGCUGGGGGAAGCUGUGUGCAAGUGGUCGCCGCCGCAAAACGAGAUGGUCGCCUACCGCUCCUUCCAGCCCUUCCAGUCGUUGAUCCUCGAUCCCAACAGCCGACUGGAGAUGCACCUGUGGGCUGUGUGGGCGAUUCACCACAUCCUCACGAAGAAAAAUUCGCGCUACGUGCCAGUUCUACGCGAGUGUCCAUACCUCCAGCGCUUCCUGCUCUACGUUGUGUCGGUGGACGCUGCCACGCUGUGCCUUCCGCACUACCACCUGGACAAUUUCCUUCAAAACCGCAAUCUCAGCGUCUCCAGCAGUCUGGCCAUUCCAGAAUCCUGGCGAUCACUUGGUUCUACACCGAUCUGGGCUACCCAUCUGGACCUGAGUAAUCAUAACAACGCCGCCUCGGAAGCACCCUCGACAAGUGCGCCGUUUCUGGUGCCUAGCGACUCCCUGGCGCGUCUGCCCGCCUUCGAUUUGUCCAGCGACAAGCCAGUAACCCACCAGCAGGCGGCAUCGAUCGGUCCGACAGACGCACAGCUGACGUGCGCUGCGUUGCUACAGCGACUGGCCUCGGAGAUAAUCGACGCAGUGCGCCAAUUCGAGACCGAGUCGGCGCGUUGA